This is a messenger RNA of Trichobilharzia regenti, 1041 nucleotides long. Lineage: Eukaryota; Metazoa; Platyhelminthes; Trematoda; Strigeidida; Schistosomatidae. The record is from the annotation of a GenBank genome assembly.
AUGGAUGUUGGUAGGCUUGUAGAGGUCAAAAGCAAGUUUGACGCUGAAUUUCGACGCUUCAGUUUUCUGGUCGAAGAUUCACUACAAUACAGUGCUUUUUAUUCCCUGCUUGAGCGGAUACAUAUGCUUUUCAACAUCCCAUUUGUUAUCCAAUAUGUAGAACCAAAGAAUUCAGACUUAUUACCUAUCAGCAAUAACAAAAAUUUCGAGGUGGCUGUAAAUUCGUCAAAGUCUCUACUAAGAGUUUUGCUGCAGAGAAAGGGUGAGAGUUAUGGAGAGCUAUACGGUUACAAAACUACUAAACACAGUCUUAUCCAUCGAGGUGCAGCUAAUACUCUUCGGAAUUUCGGUAGUAGUGGCAAACCUCGUCGAUCUGAAAAACCCGUUAUUAGUGUGCUCAGUGAUUUUCACUUGGUUUCAUCAAUCCUCGAUGUUGAUAUCAUCCCGUGGACUUUAAGAAGGGUUCAUCUUGUUCGAACACCCGGGAAACAAUUCGGUCUACAUAUCCGUACAGGUGUAAUUCAAUAUUACACAAAGAAUGGUUAUGAGACAGUUCCAGCCUUUUUCAUCUCCCGUCUGACAGAAGAUGGUAUCGCCUAUAAUACAGGACUGUUGGCCGUCAAUGAUGAGAUCAUUGAAGUCAAUGGGAUUGAAGUCUACGGGAAAUCAUUGGAUCAAGUCAACGAUAUGAUGGUUGCAAAUAGCUCGAAUUUGAUCAUCACGAUACGACCAGCUGAUCAGAGUAUGUGUUUACCGCCUCCACGAGAAAUUUCACGUUCGCGAUUUUCACCACAAAAUUCUGACCUACUGUAUGGUCCACGUAAAAAUAUUGGCUAUGCCCAGUCUCCAGGACAACAACAGCUUCAAGCGCAAGUCGCCACCUCACGUUCGUCAGGAAAUACUUCAACAACUCCUACUACUACGAUUGAUGGUCAAUUCUCCAAGAUGGGUUUACAUAAUGGUGUUGACUCUUCUACAAUACAAAUUAAUGAGGAGGUUGGAAGUGAUGACGAUAUGAACGUCGGCUUAAUUACAAUCUAA